Molecule: messenger RNA, 3185 nt
Organism: Juglans regia (Persian walnut)
Lineage: Eukaryota; Viridiplantae; Streptophyta; Magnoliopsida; Fagales; Juglandaceae
Product: beta-galactosidase 5-like
Exons: 19
Coding region: 189-2753 (854 amino acids)
Biological process (GO): carbohydrate metabolic process
Cellular component (GO): cell wall; vacuole
Molecular function (GO): carbohydrate binding; beta-galactosidase activity
Source: RefSeq, a predicted model, not a curated record
GAGCUGACAAGCCUGAGACUACAAUAUAUAAAGACGGUACGUAGCAGAGAAGGACCGUGGUUGCAUUGCCGAAGAGUAGCAGUAGACGAUCAGAAGCCCAAAACUUGUCUCUUACAGACUUUCGCCACUCUGAGCUCUCUUUUCAAAAUUACAUCCACAUAGUUGGAGAGAGAGAGGGAGAGAAAGACAUGGAAACUCUCUCAGUUUCCAUUUCCAAGCUUCUAGUGUUGCUCUUCACGACCUUGGUUGUUGGUUCUGAGCUGAUCCAGUGCAGUGUCACCUACGAUAAGAAGGCUAUCAUCAUCAAUGGCCAAAGGAGAAUCCUCAUCUCCGGCUCCAUUCACUAUCCCAGAAGCACACCUGAAAUGUGGGAGGACCUUAUUAUGAAGGCCAAAGAUGGAGGCUUGGAUGUCAUAGACACAUAUGUGUUUUGGAAUGGUCAUGAACCUUCACCUGGCAAUUAUAAUUUUGAAGGGAGGUACGAUUUGGUACGGUUCAUUAAGACAGUUCAGAAAGUAGGACUCUAUGCUCAUCUCCGCAUUGGACCGUAUAUCUGUGCAGAGUGGAACUUUGGUGGAUUCCCUGUUUGGCUGAAGUAUGUUCCUGGAAUCAGCUUCAGAACAGAUAAUGAGCCUUUCAAGAUGGCAAUGGAAGGCUUCACCCAGAAGAUUGUCCAGAUGAUGAAGAACGAGAGGCUAUUUGCAUCACAAGGAGGCCCCAUCAUCCUUUCUCAGAUUGAAAAUGAGUAUGGGCCGGAGAGUAGGGCUUUCGGAGGUGCCGGGCAUGCGUACAUAAAUUGGGCGGCCAAAAUGGCUGUUGGAUUGAAUACGGGAGUCCCAUGGGUGAUGUGCAAGGAAGACGAUGCUCCAGACCCCAUGAUAAACGCAUGUAAUGGUUUUUACUGUGAUGCUUUCUCUCCCAACAAACCCUACAAGCCUACCUUGUGGACCGAGGCUUGGAGUGGCUGGUUCACAGAGUUCGGAGGCACAUUUCACCAGAGACCAGUUCAAGAUUUGGCAUUUGCAGUUGCUCGUUUCAUACAAAAGGGUGGCUCAUAUGUUAACUACUACAUGUAUCAUGGAGGAACCAACUUCGGACGCACUGCUGGUGGCCCAUUCAUUACAACAAGUUAUGACUAUGAUGCUCCAAUUGAUGAAUAUGGUUUGAUCAGGCAACCUAAACAUGGUCAUCUGAAGGAACUUCAUAAAGCUAUUAAGCUAUGUGAACAUGCUUUAGUUUUUUCAGAUCCUGUUGUUACUUCAUUAGGAACCUAUCAGCAGGCACAUGUAUUCUCUUCAGGGCGAAGACGGUGUGCUGCUUUUCUUGCAAACUAUCAUUCAAAUUCUGCUGCUAGGGUGACAUUCAAUAACAUGCACUACAAUUUGCCUCCUUGGUCAAUUAGCAUCCUUCCAGACUGCAGAAAUGUGGUAUUUAAUACUGCAAGGGUUGGAGUUCAAACUUCACAGAUGCAAAUGUUGCCGGUUGAUUCCCAAUUGUUCUCGUGGGAGGCUUAUGAUGAAGAUAUUUUGUCUGUAGAAGACCAUUCAACAAUGACAGCUGUUGGACUGUUGGAGCAAAUAAAUGUUACCAGAGAUGCUAGUGACUAUCUAUGGUACAUAACCAGUGUUAACAUUCAUCCAUCGGAAUCAUUUCUGCGAGGACAAAAGCCCACUCUUAGUGUGCAAUCAACUGGCCAUGCCGUUCAUAUCUUCAUCAAUGGGCAAUAUUCAGGAUCAGCCUUUGGGACCAGGGAACAGAGGCAAUUCACAUUUACUGGACCAGUCAACAUGCAUGCAGGAAGAAAUAGAAUUGCUCUACUCAGCAUAGCUGUGGGAUUACCGAACAUUGGGUUGCAUUAUGAAAUGUGGCAAACAGGAAUCCUUGGUCCAGUUUUUCUUUAUGGUCUUGAUGAAGGAAAAAAAGACUUGUCGUUGCAAAAAUGGUCCUAUCAGGUUGGUCUGAAAGGAGAGGCAAUGAAUUUGGUCUCUCCUGAUAGAGUCUCAUCUAUUGAUUGGAUCCGUGGAUCACUAGCUAUCCAAAGCCAGCGUCCGUUGAAGUGGUAUAAGGCUUAUUUCAAUGCACCUAAAGGAUAUGAGCCAUUGGCUUUAGACAUGAGGAGUAUGGGGAAGGGCCAAGUGUGGAUCAAUGGACAGAGUAUAGGAAGAUAUUGGAUGGCCUAUGCAAAGGGUGAUUGCGGUACUUGCAGCUACACUGGGACAUUCAGGCCCACAAAGUGCCAACUUGGUUGUGGGCAACCAACUCAAAGAUGGUACCAUGUUCCAAGGUCCUGGUUAAAGCCAACCAGAAAUUUGUUGAUAGUUUUUGAGGAACUUGGCGGGGAUGCAUCAAAGAUUUCUCUUGUGCGGAGAUCAGUGACAAGUGUUUGUGCUGAUUCAUAUGAGCACCACCCAACGAUUGAUAACUAUAGUGUUGAGGGCCAUGGUGAAUCAAAUAUGAUGCAUCAGGCCAAGGUUCACUUGCAGUGUGCAACAGGGCAGUCCAUAUCAACUAUUAAGUUUGCAAGCUUUGGCACUCCUUCUGGAACUUGUGGAAGUUUCCAAAAGGGAACUUGUCAUGCACCAAACUCUCUUGAAGUUUUAGAGAAGAAAUGCAUAGGGCAGGAGAGUUGCAUGGUUACCAUAUCCGAUACUAACUUUGGGGCAGAUCCAUGCCCCAAUGUGUUGAAGCGAUUAUCAGUCGAAGCUAAUUGUUCUUCAGUGAGUACAACCACUGAAAUCAAUUCAAGGAGAUGAGAAUACUGCAAAAGCAGGUAAUACUUCCUGAUGCAAUUACAUUAUCUGCAUAUGAUGGCAAGCUACUAAGCGAGUGGUGAAGAAAAAGAAGUGAUGGGUAAAAGGUCGUCAGUGUUUGGAACUUAUAGCCAAGGGUAUCUCACCUCGGAAAUUAGCAGUUUUUUCCCCCUUUCUGGAAAAUAUGCUUGUGCAAGUCAAUUGUGGUGGAUAGGCAACUGCUUCGGUAUAAAGGUUCAACGAAGGGUUGGGCCCUACUGGUGAUUUGGUGCGAUACUAAGCUACAUAUAGUUUAUGAUUCUUUGGCAAUAUAAAGAUAUGGACUGGUAGAAGAAAGUAGUUAAGCAACAACUCCUUAUGAGUGACAUGAAUAUGCUUGAAGAGUGAUUAUUUGUAAAGACGAGUGCUUCUACUAAAUUAAAGCUACAUUCUAAA